AUGGCAGCUGAUGAUAAGGUUGCCAUUCUAACUGAUGAUGAAGAAGAACAGAAGAGAAAGUAUGUGCUUGCUGAUCCUUUCAAUGGCAUUUCCAAGGAUCAAGACUUGCCACCCCAGAAUGAAUCCCCUUCGACAGAGACAACCACUGUCCCAGAUGAAGAGCUGGAUUGGUUAGAGAAGCACUGCGUCAAAAUAAACAACGAUCUUCUGAUCUCAAAGGUCUUUUAUUUUUUCUUCUAUUCUGCUUAUGGCUCUCUCUACCCCUUGCUGCCUGUGUAUUACAAGCAGCUAGGUAUGUCACCCAGUCAGAGUGGACUUCUGGUGGGCAUCAGAUAUUUUAUUGAGUUUUGCAGUGCUCCCUUCUGGGGAGUGGUGGCAGAUCGCUUCAAGAAAGGGAAGAUCGUCCUCCUCUUUUCGCUUUUAUGCUGGGUUUUGUUUAACCUGGGGAUUGGAUUUGUUAGACCAGCCACCUUAAGAUGCGUUCCAAAGGGCCUUCCCCCAGCACAUCCCACCAAUGCAAGCAGCCUUUUAACAACAAUUUCGCAAAAUGCCUCAAUGUCUUCUCUGCUAACCACAGUGAAUACUGCAUCCCCACAAGUUCGUGGGAAGAGAGACCUGCUCACUUCCAGUCCAGUCACUUUGGAAACAACAGGGACAGCUAAUCCAGAAAUAACAUUCCCGUUACCUACACAGAGCAAUGAUGUGGAGUUUGUCUUGGAAAACAGUACCCAUUUCAUUCUGACAAACACCACCGCUAGCCCACUCUUACCAGGGAACAUGACUCCCAGUACCACCCCAGCUGCCAUCACCACAAAGCCGAUGCCUUCUGACCAAGCUGUGCUCGUUUAUGAUCAACAAGAAGUAGAAGCCAUCUUUCUACUCAUUCUGCUGGUUGUCAUAAUAGGUGAAUUUUUCAGUGCUUCCUCCGUUACUAUUGUGGACACUGUAACGCUGCAGUACCUCGGCAAACACAGAGACCGCUAUGGGUUGCAGCGUAUGUGGGGGUCUCUGGGCUGGGGGCUGGCCAUGCUCUCUGUGGGAAUUGGCAUUGACUACACCCAUACAGAAGUUGUCAUGGAAGGUCAAGGAUGUAAAGCUCCUGAGUACAAGAACUACAGGAUAGUUUUCAUUGUUUUUGGUGUUCUGAUGACGAUGGCAUUAAUUGUGGCCACCCAGUUUCGAUUUCAUUAUGCGCACUUCAAGCAAGACGAAAAUAAGAGAAAAGAGGUAGAAAUCUCACAGGUGGACAGAAAUGCCUCCAAUGAAUCCUCCGAUAACACUCCCACUAGUAUGAGCCAGUCGCAGUCUUUCAGUUUUUGGGACCUAAUAAAACUGCUGUGUAGUAUCCAGUAUGGCUCAGUGCUCUUCGUGGCGUGGUUCAUGGGGUUUGGAUAUGGCUUUGUGUUCACCUUUCUUUACUGGCACUUGGAAGACCUGAAUGGCACCACCACUCUCUUUGGAGUUUGUUCUGUGCUCAGUCACGUGUCUGAGCUGACUGCCUACUUCUUCAGCCACAAAUUGAUUGAAUUGGUUGGUCAUAUCAGAGUGCUUUAUAUUGGUCUUGCCUGUAAUACAGCUCGAUACAUUUACAUCUCGUAUCUGGAAAACGCCUGGACUGUUCUUCCGAUGGAAGUACUUCAAGGUGUCACACAUGCGGCUAUAUGGGCAGCUUGUAUAUCGUACCUUAGCGCAGCAGUGCCUCCGGAGCUGAGAACGUCAGCCCAGGGAAUCCUGCAAGGUCUCCACUUGGGUCUGGGCAGAGGAUGCGGGGCUAUGGUUGGAGGGGUUCUGGUCAAUUACUUCGGUCCUGCUGCCACAUUCAGAGGAAUAGGAAUGGCUUGUUUAGUGAUUCUUCUUCUGUUUGCACUGAUCCAGUGGCUGUUGGUUCGUGAUGAAGAAGAAGAAAAGACAAUGCUGGCAGAAAGGAUCCCAGUGCCUUCCAGUCCUGUUCCCAUAGCAACUAUUGACCUUGUACAACAGCAAUCAGAAGAUAUCAUGCCUCGCACUGAGCCCAGACUCCCUCUAAAGAAAACUAAACACCAAGAAGAGCAAGAGGAUGUGAACAAGCCUGCCUGGGGCAUCAGCUCUUCUCCUUGGGUCACCUUAGCUUAUGCUGUCUACCAGAUAAAAGAGAUGGUUAAACUAUCCAAAACCAACCCAACUCCAGAGAAUCAGCCUUUGCAGAAAAUCAAUGAGAAUUGCAGUGCUUCAUCAGCCAGCUCAGCAAGUCAACCCCAAAAUCCGAUAGAUUCUGGGCAGUCCAGAAAUCGUUCAGCACCAACACCUACAGCAACAUCAGAUUCCCAAGUAGAUGGCGACCGCCUUGUGUCGGAUCAUGAUGCUCAGCCUGCUGCUGCAGGGCCCUGAGAUGCGCUCAUCUUACCAAAUCCAGUGCAUGGAAUUCUGCUUCUCACCUGGGAAAUGCUGGAGUAGGAGCUCAAAAGUAGGACUUCCUUCAUCUUAACGAUCAUAAUGUGAUGCAGUGCAAGCUUUUAACUAUAUAAAGAAUAUUCAUAUGACUACACAGAGCAACAUGAGCAGGGAAGCCAAAAGUUCGGAAUUCUUGAAGGAAGUGAUGUGGCUGGAUCUAACGGUAGGAAGAAUUCU
Molecule: messenger RNA, 2607 nt
Organism: Antrostomus carolinensis (chuck-will's-widow)
Lineage: Eukaryota; Metazoa; Chordata; Aves; Caprimulgiformes; Caprimulgidae
Gene: MFSD6
Product: major facilitator superfamily domain containing 6
Exons: 6
Coding region: 1-2367 (788 amino acids)
Biological process (GO): antigen processing and presentation of exogenous peptide antigen via MHC class I
Cellular component (GO): plasma membrane
Source: RefSeq, a predicted model, not a curated record